Micropterus salmoides (largemouth bass) is the source of this 1497-nucleotide messenger RNA. RefSeq names its product biogenesis of lysosomal organelles complex-1, subunit 5, muted (gene bloc1s5). The transcript has 5 exons. Bases 297 to 761 code for a protein of 154 amino acids. NCBI's taxonomy places the organism in Eukaryota, Metazoa, Chordata, Actinopteri, Centrarchiformes, Centrarchidae. The record is from RefSeq and is a predicted model, not a curated record. Gene Ontology annotation, cellular component: transport vesicle; BLOC-1 complex.
GUAAAUAUUUACACUGCAGUCAGCUGACUUCCAUUCACCUGACCACAGUUAGAGAAAGAUCAUUGCAUUUUGUUCGUGUUGUAGCUGAUCUGUAUUACUAUAGAAAUAACGUGUGGGCCAGUUAAUGACCGGUGGUUUAGUUGUGCUAACUUAGCUCUUUCGCUGCCUGCUAGCUUCGCAUUUAAAAAAGCGAUUAGCAGUUAGUAGCUGGUUGAGCUAGCUGCGCCACAGGAAACAAAAGUGUGAAUAAACUACUAAAACCAACCUGUCAGCGGGGUUUGUAAAAAAAAAAAAAAAUGGAGAAGAUUGCUCAAGAUGUAGGUGAUAUCCAGUCCCGACUGUUAGACCACAGGCCAGUCGUCAGUGCAGAGAUCCGCUACUUUGUGAGAGAGUUUGAGGAAAAACGUGGCCACAGGGAGAGCAGACUGCUGGAGAACCUCGACAAAAUGGUGCUGGAAGCCACUGAGCAAAUGCAGCCCACAACUUUAGAGGGUGUGAACCAGCAGCUGUCUGAUGUCAUUAAACGGUUAGAGGCUGCUAAUCACAUGGCAGACAGAGUCCAGCAGAGGGAGCUAGAGGCACAACAGGGCACCCAGCUGCAAACAAACAUGGAGCGUUUGAAAGAUGAGUGGGCAGAGUUUCUGAAGGAGCAGCAGAGAUUAAAGGAGGAGGUGGACGAGGAGCACGCCAAGGCUGUAGGACAACUGAGCGCUCAUUACGCGGAAAAGAAGAAGGAGUUGACCGAGUUUCCAACCCUCUAAUCAGUUGGUGCUUGUGAGCACACUGUGUCUUAUUACAUGAACGCUUGUGUUUGUUAUGGCUAUGGACGUCUGUUCUGCACGUGCAAAACGUUGGCAUAAAACAAUGAGGUUUUUUUGCUCCUGCACAACACCCCACAUUUUCCAAAUCAUAAAUAUGAAAGUGCGAUUAACAGUGUGGCAUUUUCACAGGCCGUCAAACUGGCAAUUUUCUGUCUUUAGCACAUGGAAUUUUCUCGACACCUAAAAGGUCUGGUACAUGUCAUUUUUAAACAAGCAAUCAUUCGAUUGUUCCUUGGCCGCGAAGUUUUCAACAUUUCAAGAUUUUUAAUGGACGCCUGCCUGAAGGGUGCCGAUGAUAAAUUUGCAUCAGCCUCAAGUUGAAAAGGAACCUGGAGUUUGGCACCAAGGCGAGACAUUUGGAGUGCUGAAAGCAAGAUCAUUAAAUGUUGAGCAGGUGUUUUUUAAAGCACAGGUCAAGUGUUGUAGAAACGAGCUCAAUCAGAACCGUUUCCAGAACAAAAUCAUCCCUCACCAGCUCUCCUGUGUUUGGAACAUUAACUUCAAGUAAACCGACUAUCUGUGAAGUAAUUUUCAUUAUAAAGGGCCUUUUCUUAGUAACAGUUUGCUUUGCCACAUCAAAUCUGAUUUCAGUGACUCUCAAACCCAAUUAUCCUUUUAUUGCUGUUUAAACAGGAAUAAAACGUAAACCAGAGUUUGGUCUUCUGGUUUGAAUUUC